Molecule: messenger RNA, 2171 nt
Organism: Colletotrichum acutatum
Lineage: Eukaryota; Fungi; Ascomycota; Sordariomycetes; Glomerellales; Glomerellaceae
Product: NCS1 nucleoside transporter family protein
Exons: 7
Coding region: 167-1849 (560 amino acids)
Biological process (GO): transmembrane transport; nucleobase transport
Cellular component (GO): plasma membrane
Molecular function (GO): nucleobase transmembrane transporter activity
Source: RefSeq, a predicted model, not a curated record
CCAACAUUUAUAUCUUCCACGGCACUCCUCUUCAAAUCAUACAUGUCUCGUGCCGCACUUAUGCCCGAAGCGAAAGGACUCGAAUAGACAGUGACCCAUUCGUCUACAACUCUUUGCAAUAUCGUUUCAUUCGCUUGCUCUAGAAUAACCAACAUCGAAGGAAACAAUGGGGUUGCAAGCCGCCUUGAAGCGGGUGGAACUCCCCCAUGUUUCCCGCUGGAUUAACGAUGACAUUCGACCUAUUGAGGCUCAAAGACGUACCUGGGGCUUCUUGACGUUUCACAACUUUUGGCUCUUGGUCAACUGCAAUGUCACCACCUACUUGACCGGCAGUGCCCUCAUCCCUCUAGGUUUGACUUGGUGGCAGGCCUUCAUAUGUAUCAUUCUUGGCAAUCUUAUUGCCACCGCCGUCGUAAUUAUCAACUCACUUCCGGGCAGCUACUAUCAUAUUGGCUUUCCUGUAUUCAGUCGAGCGGUAUGGGGAAUGUGGGGAUCACAAUUCGUCAUUUGGAAUCGCAUCUUUCUGUCCCUUGGUAAGUAUGGUUUCACUGCCUGGGUCGGAGGAGAGUGCAUCUAUGUGAUCCUUCUUUCCUGGGACCCAAAGCUUGAAUCCCACAUUCCCAACAGCAUGCCAGCGGACACGGGUAUGACAACUGCGCAAUUCGUCUCGUACAUCAUCUUCAGCGUCAUUUCUCUCCCAGUCGUCUGGAUCCGUCCUCACCGUCUCGAGAAGUUCUUCCACUUUGCCUGCUCCAUAACCCUUGCCUUCUUCGUUGUGCUCCUCAUAUGGGCUCUCACUACCAUGGGAGCCUCAGGCUUUGGUGAUACUAUCACCUCAGGGUCAGCCCUGCCCAACACAGGAGGACCGGACAGUGUGGCUUGGCUGAUGAUCUACGGCAUCGUAUCAACAAUCGGUUCCAUCGCAGCGGGUAUCCUGAACCAAAACGACUAUUCUCGCUUCGCUUCGCAGCCCAGGCACGCCAUCGUAGGCCAAGCUAUUUCGUUCCCUUUUUAUAGCAUUUUCAGCUCUCUGAUUGGUAUCCUCGUCACCGCAGCGACCCAGGAGCGAUUUGGUGGCGAGGCCAUUUGGAACCCGCCUACGCUCUUUGCUCAGCUGCUGGCCCAGGACGAGACGGCUGGGACGCGGGCGGCGUGUUUCUUCGCGGGUCUUUGUCUCGUAAUAUCCCAGAUCGGAGUCAAUGUACCCGGAAACGCGCUAGCAGGCGGCUUUGACCUGGCUGCGACGUUUCCCAAGUACUUGAACAUCCGUCGUGGCGCCUACAUCACCGCGAUUUUCAGCGUAGUCGUCAACCCGUGGCGUCUCGUCAACACUGCAACGAUUUUCCUCACUGUCCUUUCGAGUUAUAGUGUCUUCUUGGCUCCGAUGACGGGACUGAUGAUAUCUAGCUACUUUAUUGUCAACAAGAGCAAGGUGAACGUGGACCACUUGUACCGCGGCGAUUCAGGGAGCAUCUACUGGUUCUCAUACGGUUGCAAUUGGCGAGCACCGGUGGCAUGGCUUGUUGGUGUGAUACCCUGCAUGCCUGGCUUUAUCGCCGCCGUCGACGCGUCAGUAACUGUCAGCGAGGGCGCCACGGAGCUGUACUCCAUGUCGUAUGUCUAUGGACUGCUUUCGAGCGGCUUGGUGUACGCCUUGCUACAUUGGCUUUUACCGGCGAGAAGUCUAGAUGCUUUUAUUAAAGAUGCGCCCUCGGCCCGUGAACUCCAACAAAUGCAACAAAGCAGGUGGGAUGUGACGCUAGCCGAGACUCCUGAACUUCUUGAAGUGCUUUCUGGGCAUGGAGGCAAGCCAGCAAACUCCGCCACACCCUUCAAAGAGAAUGUAUAGAUACUAUAGUACACAUACUCUCAUUAUCAUUUUCGCUAUCUACAUCUAUCUCUAUUUCUGUCACUGCUGCAGUCCCUAUCGAGCUAUCGAGCCAUCUUGACCCGGUAAAGUCCCUGAAAUACGUACUAAGGGUUUCAUAAUGAUGAAACCGUAAGUGUUAUUUUGAUAUAGAUCGUGAUCAAAACGACAGCAAGAAUGAGGAUCGCAGUUGUAAUAUGAGAAAGGGGGUUGAACCCUUGUGAAGUGUUGACCGGCGGAGCAUGUUAUCACCCCGCCCUAGCGUCGCAGUGACAGGUCCCGCAUGUAAGCCACUAACAUUGAU